Messenger RNA from Arachis stenosperma, 5508 nucleotides. Its product is annotated as ABC transporter C family member 2-like. Gene Ontology annotation, biological process: transmembrane transport. The record is from RefSeq and is a predicted model, not a curated record. NCBI's taxonomy places the organism in Eukaryota, Viridiplantae, Streptophyta, Magnoliopsida, Fabales, Fabaceae. Bases 265 to 5121 code for a protein of 1618 amino acids. Gene Ontology annotation, molecular function: ATP hydrolysis activity; ATP binding; ABC-type transporter activity. Gene Ontology annotation, cellular component: membrane. The transcript is spliced from 28 exons.
AGAAAACGAUUGUGCAAAAGAAAAGGAUUCGUAAGCUGUGACGUAUAACACGUUGACAUGUUCUUCCAACUGAAUUAGAGUGAAGACGACCACCCUUCUUCUUCCUUCUUCUUACAAAUAAAUAAUUUGUGUGUCUCUCAAUCUGUCACUCAACUUCACUCGCCCCACUCACCAGGGUCUCAUCUUGCUGCCAAAGGAGAAAGAGGGGAGCAUUUUGUGCUGAUGCUUUUUGCUUGAACUUCUCCAGUAAAGAAUUUUAUAGCAAUGGCUUUUGAGCCAUUGGAUUGGUAUUGUCAGCCAGUUGCAAAUGGAGUAUGGACCACAACAGUUGACAAUGCCUUCGGAGCUUACACUCCUUGCGCGGUUGAUUCUUUGGUGAUCUCCGUUUCUCAUUUGGUGCUUCUAGGCCUGUGUGUCUACCGGAUAUGGUUGAUUAAGAAGGAUUUCAAAGCCAAAAGGUUCUGCUUACGGUCAAAACUCUAUAAUUAUUUGCUUGGGUUGUUAGCUUUGUAUUGUGUGGCAGAGCCCUUAUAUAGAUUGAUUGCUGGACUAUCAAUUCUAAAUUUAGAUGGUCAGACUCAACUUGCUCCAUUUGAGAUCACUUCACUGGUCAUUGAAGUUCUUACUUGGGGUGCUAUGCUGAUUUUGAUUGGCGUCGAGACUAAAGUUUACAUUUACGAAUUCAGAUGGUUUAUCCGAUUUGGUUUGCUUUAUUCUAUUGUCGGGGAUACUGUUAUGCUCAACCUUAUCAUCUCUGUGCAGGAGUUGUAUAGCAGGUCAGUGCUGUAUUUGUACAUAAGCGAGGUGGUCUGCCAGGCUUUGUUUGGACUGCUUUUGCUUGUGUAUAUACCUACUUUGGAUCCUUAUCCGGGUUAUACCCCUGUUCGGAGUGACUUGGUUGUUGAUACUGCAUAUGAAGAACUGCCCGGAGGAGAGCAGAUAUGUCCUGAAAGGCAUGCAAACAUAUUGUCAAGAAUCCUUUUUUCUUGGAUGAAUCCUAUCAUGAAUCUGGGAUAUCAAAGACCCCUUACAGAGAAAGAUAUAUGGAAGUUAGAUACAUGGGAUCGGACUGAGACACUGAAUGAAAAGUUCCAGAGAUGUUGGGUAGAAGAAUCUCGGAGGUCGAAACCUUGGCUUUUAAGAGCAUUGAAUGCAAGCCUUGGUGGGAGGUUUUGGUGGGGAGGAUUUUGGAAGAUUGGAAAUGAUCUCUCCCAGUUUUUGGGCCCACUAAUAUUGAAUCAGCUGCUUGAGUCUAUGCAAAAUGGUGAUCCAGCCUGGAUUGGAUACGUUUUUGCCUUCUCAAUAUUUGUUGGAGUGGUCUUUGGGGUGUUAUGUGAAGCUCAAUAUUUUCAGAAUGUCAUGCGUGUUGGAUUCCGGCUAAGAUCAACACUGGUAGCUGCUGUAUUUCGCAAAUCAUUAAGGCUUACCCAUGAAGCUCGAAAGCAAUUUGCAUCUGGAAAAAUAACCAACUUGAUGACUACUGAUGCCGAAGCACUUCAGCAAAUAUGCCAGUCACUUCAUACUUUGUGGUCAGCUCCGUUCCGCAUUACCAUUGCCAUGGUUCUUCUUUAUCAACAACUAGGUGUUGCUUCCCUUUUGGGCGCUUUGAUGCUAGUCCUUAUGUUUCCAUUACAGACAUUUAUCAUCAGUAGAAUGCAGAAGUUGUCUAAGGAAGGAUUACAACGUACAGACAAGAGAAUUGGCCUUAUGAAUGAAGUUUUGGCAGCUAUGGACACUGUAAAAUGUUAUGCAUGGGAGAGUAGUUUCCAGUCUAAAGUUCAGAAUGUCCGAGAUGAUGAAUUAUCAUGGUUUCGAAAAGCAUCAUUACUUGGAGCGUUAAAUGGAUUCAUACUGAAUAGUAUUCCAGUUUUUGUAACUGUGAUUUCAUUUGGAAUGUUCACCUUACUUGGAGGGAAUUUGACACCCGCAAGAGCUUUUACAUCACUUUCUCUGUUUGCUGUGCUUCGGUUUCCUCUCUUCAUGCUUCCUAAUAUUAUAACUCAGGCGGUUAAUGCAAAUGUAUCAUUGAAGCGUUUGGAGGAUUUGCUCUUAGCAGAAGAGAGAAUACUUUUACCAAAUCCACCGCUUGAGCCAGGAUUACCAGCCAUCUCAAUCAAAAACGGAAACUUCUCCUGGGAUUCCAAGGCAGAAAGGCCUACAUUGGCAAACAUAAACUUGGAUAUACCUGUUGGUAGCCUAGUUGCAGUUGUUGGAAGUACAGGAGAAGGGAAAACAUCACUAGUAUCUGCAAUGCUUGGAGAACUCCCUGCAGUUGUAGGUUCAACUGUUGUUAUGAGAGGGACAGUUGCUUACGUACCCCAAGUCUCUUGGAUUUUUAAUGCAACUGUGCGAGAUAAUGUUUUAUUUGGUUCUGCCUUUGACCCAAUAAGAUAUGAAAGGGCAAUAGAUGUGACUGAACUACGACAUGACCUUGAGUUACUGCCUGGUGGUGAUCUUACCGAAAUUGGUGAAAGAGGUGUGAACAUCAGUGGUGGUCAAAAGCAAAGAGUAUCCAUGGCUAGAGCUGUCUACUCCAAAUCCGACGUGUACAUUUUUGAUGAUCCCCUUAGUGCUCUAGAUGCGCAUGUCGCUAAACAGGUUUUUGAUAAAUGCAUCAAGGGAGAAUUGAGAGGGAAGACCCGAGUUCUUGUUACAAAUCAACUGCAUUUCCUUUCACAGGUGGAUAGAAUCAUUUUGAUCCAUGAAGGUACUGUGAAAGAGGAGGGAACAUUUGAGGAGCUCUCUAACCAGGGGCCAUUGUUCCAAAAGCUUAUGGAAAAUGCUGGAAAGAUGGAGGAGUAUGAAGAAGAAACGGUAGAUACUGAAACUGCUGAUCCAAAGUCCUCUUCAAAACAGGUGGCCAAUGGAGAACUUAAUGAUACUGCAAAGAGUGGGAGUAAGGCAAAAGAAGGAAAAUCUGUCCUUAUUAAACAGGAAGAACGGGAAACAGGUGUUGUCAGUAUGAAAGUUUUAGCAAGAUACAAGACUGCAUUAGGAGGUCUUUGGGUGGUUGUAAUACUCUUUGGAUGCUAUUUCUUAACAGAAGUGUUACGAAUUUCAAGUAGCACAUGGUUGAGCCAUUGGACUGACCAGAGUGCUUCAGUGGGCUAUGAUCCUGGAUUUUAUAAUCUGAUAUAUGCAGCUCUAUCAUUUGCUCAGGUUAUGGUGACUUUAAUAAAUUCUUAUUGGUUGAUCAUAUCAAGUCUAUAUGCAGCCAGAAGGUUGCAUGAAGCCAUGCUUCACUCCAUAUUACGAGCUCCUAUGGUUUUUUUUCAUACAAAUCCACUUGGAAGAGUAAUCAACAGGUUUGCAAAGGAUUUAGGUGACAUUGAUCGUAAUGUUGCCCCAUUUGUCAAUAUGUUUCUGGGUCAAGUGUCUCAGCUCCUUUCAACAUUCGUCCUGAUAGGGAUUGUCAGCACAAUGUCCUUGUGGGCGAUAAUGCCGUUGUUGGUACUGUUUUAUGGAGCAUAUCUCUACUAUCAGAGCACUGCCCGUGAAGUAAAGCGCUUAGAUUCAAUUAGUAGAUCCCCUGUUUAUGCACAAUUUGGAGAAGCACUUAAUGGUCUAUCAACAAUCCGUGCUUACAAGGCUUAUGACCGCAUGGCUGAUAUCAACGGAAAGUCCAUGGACAACAACAUACGAUUCACUCUGGUGAACAUGAGUGGAAAUCGAUGGCUUGCAAUUCGAUUGGAAACUCUGGGAGGUCUCAUGAUAUGGUUUACUGCAACCUUUGCGGUAAUGCAGAACGGGAGGGCUGAGAACCAGCAGGAAUUUGCAUCCACCAUGGGUUUACUACUUAGUUAUGCUUUGAACAUUACCAGUUUGCUUACUGGUGUGCUCAGGCUUGCUAGUUUGGCCGAGAAUAGUCUAAAUGCUGUUGAGCGUGUAGGCACUUAUAUAGAUUUGCCUUCAGAGGCACCAUCCAUCAUUGAGGAUAGUCGCCCCCCUCCAGGCUGGCCCUCAUCUGGAUCAAUCAGAUUUGAGGAUGUUGUACUUCGAUACAGGCCUGAACUUCCUCCUGUCCUUCAUGGCUUGAAUUUCACAAUUUUUCCAAGCGAUAAGGUUGGCAUUGUAGGAAGGACAGGAGCUGGAAAAUCUAGCAUGCUUAAUGCUUUAUUUCGAAUUGUGGAAUUGGAAAGAGGAAGAAUAUUAAUUGAUGAUUGUGAUAUUGCAAAGUUUGGGCUGGCUGAUUUGCGUAAAGUUCUUGGCAUUAUACCACAGUCCCCUGUUUUGUUUUCAGGAACUGUAAGAUUUAAUCUUGACCCUUUUAAUGAACACAAUGAUGCUGACCUCUGGGAGGCUCUGGAGAGGGCACAUUUGAAGGAUGUGAUACGGAGGAAUUCUUUGGGGCUGGAUGCCGAGGUCUCUGAGGCAGGCGAGAACUUCAGUGUUGGGCAGAGGCAACUGUUGAGUCUCUCUCGGGCAUUAUUGCGUAGAUCAAAGAUAUUAGUACUUGACGAAGCCACUGCAGCAGUAGAUGUUAGAACAGAUGCCCUCAUACAGAAAACAAUUCGAGAGGAAUUUAAAUCGUGCACCAUGCUCAUCAUUGCUCAUCGUCUUAACACCAUCAUAGACUGUGAUCGGAUUCUUUUGCUUGAUGGUGGUAAGGUUCUUGAAUAUGAUACCCCUGAAGAACUGCUAUCAAAUGAAGGCAGUUCGUUCUCUAAGAUGGUGCAAAGUACAGGAGCCGCAAAUGCCCAAUAUCUACGCAGCUUAGCACUCGGGAGUAAGUCAGAUAGGGAAGAGAGUAAGCAUAACGAUGGCCAGAAAAAAUGGCUUGCUUCGUCUCGCUGGGCUGCUGCAGCUCAAUUUGCCCUUGCCGUCAGUCUCACCUCAUCACAGAAUGACCUAAAAAGAUUGGAAGUGGAAGAAGAGAAUAGCAUACUCAAGAAAACAAGGGAUGCUGUGAUAACUUUGCAGGGGGUUUUGGAAAGGAAGCAUGAUAGAGAAAUCGAGGAAUCUUUAGACCGAUACCAAAUGUCCUCGGACAGUUGGUGGUCAUCACUCUACAAGAUGAUUGAAGGUCUUGCAAUGAUGAGCAGGCUGGCCAGGAGCAGGCUUCAUCAAUCAGACUUUGAUUUUGAUGAUAGAUCAAUUAACUUUGAUCAAGUUGAUAUGUAGCCAAAGCUGCACUGUUAUAUAUUACCUCUGCUUCAAAAUAAUUGUUCAUUUGGACAAACAAUUAUUGUGAAUUGCAGGGAAUAUAAAAAUGUGCCACAGUCCCAUCAACUGACUCACAUACCCAAGGUUGUGCUAACUCUAUUUUUGGCAAUGUAGCUCCAUCACUCAGCCAUGAGACAUGAGUUCGAAAAUGCAAUAAGUUUCAUUUUGAUCUUAAUCCAGCAAUUAACCCAAUUUCCCUUAUCAUUUGUAAUGUAAUUUUUAUUGCCCAAAAUAUAUUAGGGAAAAAAAAUUAUCUUUUAGGUCUUGAAUACUUGUGUUUGGAUUUUGGAAAAAGAUUCUCUAAAACUAAGUGAGAAAAUAAAAUGUUAAUUAUUCUUAAAUCAA